Messenger RNA from Schizophyllum commune H4-8, 944 nucleotides. RefSeq lists its product as uncharacterized. The coding region runs from base 95 to 754 and encodes 219 amino acids. NCBI's taxonomy places the organism in Eukaryota, Fungi, Basidiomycota, Agaricomycetes, Agaricales, Schizophyllaceae. The record is from RefSeq and is a predicted model, not a curated record. The transcript has 7 exons.
UCGAAUAGCCCUCGUUUUAUUCUUUUCCACCUUGCCCCGCUCUCUUUCCCCUCCCUCGUCGCCCCCUCGCCGCCCGUGCACAACAUCGCCCCCAAUGUCCGAGUCCCCUGAGCCUGUCGACCCCGUCGCCGACCAGCAGGAGCACGAUCAGCUCGACGACGAGUCCCCCGCCGCUGCCGGCGAGUCCAGCGCCGCCGCGGCCGCCCCAGCACCGCCGCCCGGUUCGUCCCCGUCGCGAUCUCUGCCCCCAGACGCGCCCUUAUCCCAUCCCCAACAGCAGAGGCGCCCCCCGUCAAGCGAGGCCGAGGCCGUCCCAAAGGCUCGAAGAACAAGCCCAAAGACGCGAACGCCGCCGCGACGGCGUCCACGUCCGCCCCCACGACGGGCAAGAAGCGCGGAAGACCGCCCAAGGAGAAGAAGGACCCCGAGGCUGAGGGCGAGGAGCCUCCGGCCAAGAAGAAGCGUGGCAGGCCCCCCAAGCCCAAGCCCGAGGGUGCCGACGCUGCGGCGACGCCCAAGAAGCGCGGUCGGCCGCCCAAGGCUGCAGCCCAGUAAAUGCUGCAGCUCAAGCCAGCCUUCUUUAACCCAUGUUGCCUGCUGGCCACAACAUGGGAAGCGGUCUAACGCACCUCCUUUACAUGAAUGCUUCUUCCAUAGGUUUUCCGGUCGGGUCUCGUAUAUUCCAUAUUCCUCCGCUCCCCGCUCCUUCUCUCUCCUCUUCCCUCUUCCUUUCUGUCGUACUGCUCUCGACUGAUCCUUCUGGUCUGGUAAAUACCACAUAUCUACACACUGGCGCCCCGUCGAAGCUCUGUAUUUAUCUAUGCCUUUGGGGCGCGGUCACGGACAGGCAGACUGCACACGCCCUCUCUCGCCCUCCUGUUGUUUUAGUACCCCGGUUACAAGCAAUAUACAUAUGGACAUGAACGAUACACUUCGCACACGGA